Messenger RNA from Agrilus planipennis (emerald ash borer), 8509 nucleotides. Its product is annotated as nuclear pore complex protein Nup153. Gene Ontology annotation, biological process: RNA export from nucleus; protein import into nucleus. The record is from RefSeq and is a predicted model, not a curated record. The coding region runs from base 126 to 4172 and encodes 1348 amino acids. Gene Ontology annotation, molecular function: structural constituent of nuclear pore. The transcript has 5 exons. Lineage: Eukaryota; Metazoa; Arthropoda; Insecta; Coleoptera; Buprestidae. Gene Ontology annotation, cellular component: nuclear pore.
UGCAAGUUUCAAGCUAACCUUGCUUAGUCCGCCAUAUUUUAUUUCACAGUAAGGGAAAAUCACAAAAUUAUCGUUUUUAAAAAUGUGAAAUAGUGCAAGAUAUAAUUUUAUACGUUCAAGUAAUAAUGGCAAAACAAAACGACAUUAAUUUCUACGUUUCUUCGUCUUCAAUGGAACAUGAUUCUGAAAAGUCUUUUGUGAAGAAAGUAAAAUCACGCGUUUCUGACCUCAUUCCGGCUUCUAUAAGCAAGUGGUUUGGCAGUGAGGAUAAUUCUGGACGAUCCAGGGAAGAUGAUGGUGAUAUCUAUCAAGUCGAACCACCAUUGAAACGAGCCAGGAUCCCAUCUAGGGAAAAAAUUGAAAAUAGUUUGUCAAACAACUUCUCCACAACUACUCCACACAUACACUAUGCACCAGUUAGUGGUUUGGAUGUUAUAAGUGACAAUUGUGUUAGCGUUAAUAAUAAAAAGGCUUCCAAGCGUAUGCUUAAUAGUUUGUCUGAGCCGGAAGCAGGUCCUUCAGGUAUCAAGUCAAGGAAAUUGUUAAUUUCUAGUGGUGUUACAGUGCAAACAGAUCAGAGAAAGCUUACUGAAACUAAUAUAAACGGUGACAAGAAUUCUGAUAGUGAUGAAUCUACAAGUGAUUACUCCUCGAUGGCUAGAAAUGGUAGUAGAGAAGCCACUAUAAGUAAAAAACCUCACAUAGAGGAGUUCAAGUCUCAUGAUUCUAAUCCAAGCCGGGAAAUAAGAGAAAGAUCAGUAAUUAGCCAAACUCGAUCGCUGUUCAGUGAGAGAGGUGUCAGUCCACAUUCUAACUCUUCCCUUAGUUCUCGAAGGCCAUCAUUCAACGCUUCUACCUUUGGCUCCCCAGAUUUUGUGGACAGAACCCUGACAACCAAAAGAAUAAUACAUUCACCAUUUUACGGUGGCCGUACAACAUACGGAGGGGCAUCUGCCUAUUCUCAUAGACUGAAGAAAAACGCCGAUAUUAAGAAUUCUCUUCGAAACGCAUUUGAAGUGAAACCAGCUAACGAAUCUGUAAAAACCGAGAAUGCCACAUUAAGCAAAACGGCCAGGCGAAUUUUGGACACUCUAGAACAGUAUACGACACCCGUUUCGGAGGCCAAGAAAAUACCGAACCCUUCGUUACGAAGGGGUACUACAAAGAGGGAUGGCCUUUUAUCAAAAUAUACAGGAGCAAAUCCUUACUUUGUACGCGAACCUAAAAACACACCUUCAAGUAAGGAACUUCAAGUUCCCACAGUCCCUGAUUUAUUAAAAAUGAAAUUAAAAGAAAAACUACAAGAUAGUACUGUUGCUGUGAGACAGAUAGCUGCUACUUCAAAGGCUGCUCAAAACGCAGAUGAAUACAAACUGAGAGAUAAAGACGACGAACAGGCAACAUCGAAACACGUGAACAAAAUGAGAAAUAAAGUGUCGAAUAUACGAAAACGAACAACCGACACAAUGGAACAGGAAAAGGUGGAGCAAGUAAAACUACCAGACAUUGCGUUACCCAUUACUACGUUGCCCAAGUUUGAUUUUGGCAUCUUACCCACCACGUCGGCAUCUGGGAUGGUAACAAAAGCAGUUACCACCACGUCAACGCGAGUAGUUACGAAAGAAACUGAAACUGAAACGGACGAGGGAACCAAAAGGGAAAAACAAGUCACGAAGAUAUCCAUCACCAACGAGUCAAAGAAGAUCACAAGCGAAGAACCGAAACUAUUCGAAGUGAAUGAUGCGCCAUUCAAAUUUGCAAAACCUGUUGUAUUGUUAUCGAAUAAUUUAAAGAGUAUAAUUGGCAGCAACGACUUCGUCUUUAGUAAGCCAUUGAACCAGAAAGAAGAAGUUCAAAAUAACUUCAAGUCCUCGUCCAGUAAAUACGAAUUAAAACGAAAAUCUCAGAGCGGAAUCAAUUUUCUUCAGACGGCGAAAAUGGACCUUAUGAGUGCAUUUAAACCAUCAGCCAACACUUGGGAAUGUAACGUAUGUCUAAUAAGAAACGUACAAGACAGAGACAAGUGUGCUGCAUGUCAGGCCGAAAGGGCAUCGAAACCGCUGCCUACUGCUACUGCUUCUAUAAAAAACCACGAUUUUGGUAACAAAUUUAAACUGACGUCGGAUGUCAGAAACAAGAAUAUGGACACAAAUUGUGUGGCAAGUACGACUCCAAAACCUAUUAUUGAAAAUUCUUUUUUGCAUACAACCAAUGAAGGUUUCGGAGACAAAUUUAAACCUCCAUCAGAUACAUGGGUGUGCGGUGUUUGUAUGAUUAGAAAUAAAAAUGACUUAGACAAAUGUGCGGCUUGUGAAUCGCCCAAUCCAAACGCGCCCAAAAAGUCAACUAGUUUUGCGGACGCAUUUAAAAUGAAAAAGGAUGAAUGGGAAUGCCCCAUUUGUAUGGUCAGAAAUCCAGAAACUAAAGGCAAGUGCGCAUGUUGCGAGACCCCUCGUCCAAAACUUCAAUCAACGGAUAAGUCAGUUUCUGAAAAUAAAAACACUAUGUCCACAUUCAAUUUUGGAAUUAAUGACGCUGUCGGCGUUGUCACAUCCAAAGGGUUUACGUUUGGCAUUCCUAAGGACUUGAGAGAGACAGAAAAGACAUCAAAGCAAGACUUCUCCUUUGGAGUACCUAAUGAGAAAAACGUGUCUGCUUCGGAUGAAACCAAGCCUGUGCUUUUCAAUGGGGCGACCAAUAACAACAAAAAGGACACAGAGACAUCGGAAUCGAAUAAUAAUUCUAAACCUACUUUUUGUUUCGGAAUUACGACUACAUCUUCUGUUGCCACCCCCUCAUCGAAAUCUGUUGUAAGUACAGCGAAUUCCACCGAAACAACGGUUACGAGUAGUACAACUAUCACCACCACUUCCAGUUUCGGUUUUACCACCAAGACGUUAGAAUCGUCAGCUCCUUCGUCUUUCGUUUUCGGCGCUUCUACAGUGAAAGAUUUUGAUUCGAAGGCGCCAACUGAAACUAACGUAAUUCCCACACCCAUAUUCAAACAUGUUCCAGAAAAAAAGUCGGAUUCUUCUGCCACUAUUACGUCGACGAUGUUUGCAAACAAGGCAGACUCUAGCACGACGAAAACGAAUACGGUCCCUGCUCCAGUACCCGGAUUGAGAAGCCCAGCAACAACAAACAAGCCGUCGUCUAUAUUCGGAACAUCGGCGAAGCCAGAUUCGAGCACAUCGAUAUUUGGGUCGCCAGCUCCUCCUAAGGUAGAAGUGCCGGCGCCUAUUUUUGGAUCGUCCACUUUUGGAAAACCAACACCAGUUGCAUUUGGAACAGCUAAACCGGACUCCAGUACAUCAUCAAUUUUUGGUAGCAACAACAGCACUGGAGAUACAGACAACAAACAAAAAACCGAUGCGGUUUUUAAAUUCGGUACAACACCAACUCAGGCAAUUUCAUUUGGUGGAGCCUCGUCUUCUUUUCAAACGACUCCGUUCAUUACGUCGUCUAUUCCUGCUCCUACUUUUAGAAUGCCUGUAACAUCUACGACCGACCAAGGAGCGUUUUGUUUUGGUCAAGAUACGUCUACGAAACCGUUUAAUUAUGGACAACAGCCACAGCAAACUACGGAAGUAACGAAACCUGCUGCAGGUUAUUCCUUCGAGCAACAAGGAAAUAAGCAGCAACAAGAACAAAAAUUCAAUUUUGGUAGCAACAGUACUUCGUCGGCAGGAUUUAGUUUUGGUGCAAGCAGUAAUCCAACGGUCGGUGGUCCUGGUUUUAAUUUCAAACCGAUGUUUGAUUCUUCACAGCAGCAGCAGCAGCAGCAACAAACUACUAGUAUAUUUGGAAAUAGUUCCGCUACAGCGGCGUCCUCGGUUGUUUCCCAACAGCCUCCUCAACUUUUACAGAACGGCGGAUUCAAUUUUGGAAACGUUCCACCCAAGGGAGGUUUUAAUUUUGCACCUCAAUCAGGACCAUCUGCUGCGCCUGGAGUAUUUAGCUUCGGUGGUACGGGUACUAACGCGGUUCCAGAAGCACCGGGAAAUAGUGGGGGUUUCAGUUUCGGAUCUACUCAGUUUAACGCAAAUGUAAAGCCCAAUUUCAAUUUCACUGGUGCUGUACCACCCACAUUUUCUGCAACCACCGAUCCAUCAUCGUCAGUACCAGCAGGACGGAAAAAGAUCAAAGCAGUUCGUCGAAAUCAGCAACGAUAGCUUAGGAGCUAAGGCCUCGGGCCGGGGACGAGACCUUAGUACAUAUUAUUGAAUAGUGAAGGUAAAAAAAACAGUGUUGUAUAUAUUGCUAUUAUUAUUACUUAUUAUGAUAUAAAUAAUACGCAAAAAAAUCGCGCAGCGCAGUCACUUAUUUUAAAAACAACAAUAUUUUGAAUGAGAAAAUUAUGAUUAUGUUUAAGUCCACAAAAGAUGUUUAUUUAGAUAGCCUUAAUUAAUUUGUAAUAUGAUUUUUAAAUAGAAAAAGUGGGUACGUUUUGUAGUAUGUAAGGAACGUGGAUGAUAGUGGAUGAAUUUAUAUAUACAUAUACAUAUAUAAAUAUAUAAAAAAACUGUAUUUGUAAAUAAAUCGACGUUUUUCAACCAUGGACUCUGAUUUGAUGGUAGAAUUACGUUUUUAUUUUUGGGAAUUACUAUUUAUUAGAGCUGCGAAUUCAUUAACUAAAAGAUUGUGUCGUGAUGGAAAAAGUGAGAUCUAUACUUGAUUAUUAAUUUAAUUUUCCGUUAUUAAGUCAGUACUUCAAACUCUAAUUAACUGAAUCAAAAAAAAAAAAGAAAGAAAUUAAUUAUAUGUAUUAGAUAUCUCUAAAUUUAUAUUUUUUUCAAGGGGCAUAGGGAGAUAAGUAUAGUACAACUACUCUUUGCGGCUCUAUUUAUACUUUUAGGAUUUAUACGUUUUGUUAAAAUACUAAGAUCCUGAAAGGUAUAGACAUUAAUUGUCAGAUUAAAAAAAAAAUCAGACACCUACCUAUACUUAAAAACAACGGUGGUGUGGUAAAUAAAUGGUAUUCGUUUUUUAACUAUGAUCUAGUAUUACAAAAAUUUUGAAAAUUAGAUUAUAUAAGAACAUUUGAAGUUUCUAAAAUUAAUUGUUUUAUACAUAUACCGCAGUAAAAAAAAAAAAUAAGAAAAAUUAUGUACUUAUAAAUAAAAUGUAUUAUACAGCUUAUAAAAUUUAUUGGAAAGCUUUGAUGUGCUAAAUAAUAGUAAAUUAUCAGGUAAAUCGAUGUUUUUCAUUAUUGUUUAUUACUUAAUAGGAAUUGAUUUAGAUGUUUACAAUGCCCGAAAAACUUAUAUGUACAUUAAUAGGUGAAAGUCGAAGUUUGCGUUAGGUUUUCUCGGUUUUAUUAUAAAGGGAGGAACGAAACUUAAAAGGUACUGUGCCAUAGAUAUGGUUAUUUACUGUUGUUAAGGCAGGUGAAAUUUAACUUAAAUUAAUUUAUAAUUAUUACCACUAGAAAACACAAAAAGUUAGAGAAGAAGCAAGAAGCAUCCUCGAUUGAGAGAUAGAAUGUGCGCUUGCCGAGUUCGAUUCCAUAUCAAUGCAAUAAUUUUUCUUAUAAGAUUGUGAUGAUUAUAAAUUGAUCGAAUAUCAAUCACACGCUAUACUUAAAUGAGUGUGUGUACUUGUUUCCCUGUGCCCUUUCAACACGAGGUCUGAUAGGCAUGAAUAAAGUAUUUUUAAAUAAUUUCCAAUUUAGUAGUUUGCUUAUGUAAUUUUUACAGUCGUCUUGUUCUAGAAUUCAUUUUCAUUCGUGUGGAUUUUUAUUCGAAGAAAAAUGUUGACAACUAUUACGAAUUAAUCAAUCCAAAAGAGAAAAGAGAAUUCAGUUGACUCGACGAAUGAUAAAUUUAAGUUUUUUUUUUUUUAUUUUCUAGCUUGAAACACAUACAUUAUACUCUUAUUUUCCAAAGUAGUUGUGGCAAAUUGCUGUAUUAAAGAGAAUUAAUAAUAAUUAAUCUUAGUAAUAGUUGUAAUAAUAAUGAUAAUUGUUAAUUAAAUGUAGCCGCUUAUAUUUACAAACGGUCUGAUCCAUAGAAUUGUAGAAUUUUAUAUUGAUAAAUAUUGGGAUGAUGAGUAAUUUCAUCUGUUAUAAGGUGCGAUAGUUUAUUUUAGAAAUUUGGAAUAUAAUAUACAAAAUAUAUAAAUAUUGCUAUGUAAUAUUUAUAUAAUUCGCCGUAUUGGCUGUUCUUACUGUGAUAUUCUCAUGGGUCAGGCCUCCCCCAUUACGUAAUAUUAGAUCGGUUAUUAUUACUAUGAUAAUGAAAAAACUAAUAAUAACGAUAAAAAGAUACACUCACACAGGCAAAAGUAUUACAGAAGGUGGGAGUAAAUAUCUUUUUUAGCGAUGAAUGGUUAAGGGAGAGGAAAAGUGACGUGAAAGGGUAACAUAAAACAAUAAACGAAAUUGUUACCUAUUUAUAUUUUUGACUAUAUCUGAAUCUGAAGUUUGAAAGUAGAAGUUAACUGUCUGUUCUAUGAUAACAAAACUGUUAAAGAGUUACGUGCUGAGGUUUUGUCUGUGUCGAUGUAUUUUUUUGAAAGUAGGCUCACUCCUUAAGUUCCUCCAAACAAAAGAAGAAAAAAGAAAAGAUGUUUAAUUUGUAUCUAGUUUUUCCUCAUCUUAUUUUUUUAUUAUUUGUAAAUACCAUGCUUAUACACACGAUCAACAACACAACUAUUUUUAUAUAAUUCUUGUUUUCAUCAGAGACAUAUUUUUCGAAUACGUACAUAUUUUUUAAACGUUAAGUUGCAAUACUUUAGGUGUAAAAACAGUAGUACCUGUUGAUGCUGUACAUUAUUAUCUGGGUUUUCGUUUAAUAUUUGAAAUUGAAUGUGCUCCUUAAUGCAGCUUCUUAAUGUAGUCGUCUUUUUCGCGCGAUGAUGCACUUGUUAGAAAAUCAAAAAAAUAAUAGAAAACCUUUAUUGCUCAGUAAACAUCCACUAGAUCACCUUUUCCUUUUUAAAUGUGAACUCGACAACUAUAAUAAUUUGUAAUAAACAACGCCAUGGGGCAAUCGGCUCCGCAAGAAAUUUACUCAUAUUUUUAGGAAAUACUUCAUUGAUUUAGAAAAAGAAGGACUCUUGUUACAAUAGCAGCUGAUGAUGUGUAACAUUUAAUCUUAGUAACAAAAUUUUCGUAAAAAUAUUACGCCAGGUAUUGAUUGAACUGAUUUUACAUAUUUAGUAUUAAUUUUUCAUAACGUAUUUAGAAAAAUUGCAUGAGUGUUCAAAGCUAGUAGUUUAAUAUCAGCAUAACGAGCGGUUGACAGUCAUGUCUUCUUUCUUUUUCUUCAAGCCCUAACAAAACUGAAUAGUGCGCACUUCUACUUCCUUGCUUCCGUCGAAUGAAAUUAUUCCCAUACCCUAGCGAUAAAAUAUUACACAUCGAAAAAAAAAUGUACUAAUUUUGAUUCAAAUUUAAUGUGUUAUUGAUAGUAUCAAAAUCUUGCCUAAAGAAGAUAUAGUCUUUUUUUUUUUCGAAAGUCAGCUAGUUUAAAAUUUUCAGAUAUCUACAAUUUUGGUAUCUUGAUAAGAAGCUUGCGAGGUCUUAAAUUAAUUUCAGUUUAAAAAACUAGUAACAAUUAUGAUUGAUUCCUUACGAGAUGUAUAUAAUUAUGUAGUUUAAUAACAGCUGAAAUCGUAUGAAUGUUAAAAAAAUACACAUGUAAUAUUGUAAGUCAAUGAAUACUAAUUAUAUUUAAAUUCAUGGUUAUUUUUCUUAGUUCUAUUUUAAGUGUCAAUUGAAUGUUUUUUCUUUUAUAAAAAGUUCUAAAUACCUAUCUUCAUCCUUACUAUUGCUUAAGGAUUUUUUGCUAUAUAAUAUAAAACGUUAUACAUAUGUACCAAACGAACUGAAUACCUUCUCUAAUAAUAUUUUUGUGAUGUUUUAAAUUGAUUUAUACUUAAGUGAGAUGAGUAGAUGUGCUAUUGAAUUUAGUUUGAUAUCAAUGUUUCUAAAAAAUAUUUGUGUUGUAACAUUGUUGAGAGGCUGUAUCCGAAGCCAAGUGAAAAGGAGUUAGACUGCUUGUGUAAAUAGUAAACAAAAAAAACUACUUUUGAGUAAAUGGCUAUUUUUAGCUGAAGAUUUCAUUUGUACCUACUUUAUAAACUUUUUUGUUAAUUAAUUAACUGCUCGCAACAUGGAAUUUUCAGCAUGUUUGUGCCUUUUUAUUUUUUUUUUAUUUAUUUUUAUUCGUCUCUGUUACUACUUGAACAUAAAUAUGUAUUUUGGGGCCUAGUCCAAUUUUAUAAUGAAUAUUCUGGUUUUGUUUUUUCGUUUUUAUUACCAUUAUUAUGUAAAUCUACAUACCACGCUCCUACGAUCACAACCAUGCAGCAUUCCUUAUAAAAACUGUUGUAGUAUUUCAUGUUUUAAUUUUUUUCAUAGUGAAGUUUGAAUUGAUAAUUUGUGUUAAUGACAUUACAGGAAUUUACUGUUAUUAACUACAAAGUUUCCUUCUAAAAUUGGCCAUUGAAGACGCAAACUAAAUGUAUUAAGGAUAUAAUUGAAUAAAAGUUUCGAAAUAUGUCCCGA